This is a messenger RNA of Corythoichthys intestinalis (scribbled pipefish), 2658 nucleotides long. RefSeq lists its product as uncharacterized. The record is from RefSeq and is a predicted model, not a curated record. Gene Ontology annotation, cellular component: nucleus. Gene Ontology annotation, biological process: regulation of transcription by RNA polymerase II. NCBI's taxonomy places the organism in Eukaryota, Metazoa, Chordata, Actinopteri, Syngnathiformes, Syngnathidae. Gene Ontology annotation, molecular function: DNA binding. The coding region runs from base 115 to 1443 and encodes 442 amino acids. The transcript has 3 exons.
AUGUAGCAAACAGAAGAAGUCAAAAGUCGGUCGUCGACAAAGAAGAGCCGCCAUUGAAUGGCUCUUUUUUAACAGUUCGAUCUGAACAAAAUUGAGGCUUUGGCUGAUGUUUUGAUGAGAACAAUGACUCGUAAAAGGAGUUUCGUUUGGGAUUACUUUAAAGACAUGUCUAACGAAUUGGCUAUGUGCCUCUUGUGUAGAAUUGUGUUGAUCAAAAACGAAAAAGGAAGCACCACAAGAUUGUUGAGGCAUCUACGGAGUCAACAUUCAGCCGAGGCUGCCAAAGCAGCUAAAGGAGAAGGCCGGAGAAGGCCGUUUGUCCCAAACACCGAACAACAGCCCAUGGAAAUUGACGACGCACAAGUGGAGGUGGAGCUUGAGGAGGGAGAGUCCGACGUCAUUGCCCCUGCAAAACAAGCUGAAAUUGAUUCUGCACUAAAGGGUAUCCUUGUAGAUGUACAGGAAGGUGAGCCUAUUGAGGAAAGCCUGGCAGAAUCAGACAAAGUGAUGGUCCAAGCAGCGCUCCCAUCAAGUGGUAAAUCCAAAUAUAACAGCUUAAUAUGGGAACAUUUUAAGCAUUUGGCUGAGUUGAAAGCUGCAAAGUGUUUGAUUUGCAAGAAGAUCAUCAAAUGCCCCCAGGACAAGAGCAGCAACUUGUUCCGACACAUGUCAGAGAGCCACCCAGAGGUGAAUCUGAAAGCAGACAAAACUGUGAAUGAAGCCAACGUCGAUUCCGAUGUGGAUGUUAACCCCAUGGCGAACGGGGUAGAAUUUAUGGAAGAAAAACGGGAUAAAGAAAAAGUCCAAGUUGAAAAUCCGCUCCAUUCAAAGAAUACAUGCCAACGUCGCAGCUCCAUCUGGAAACAUUUUCGAAUUCUGGACAAUUUGGAUGGUGCUCAAUGUUUGAUUUGCAAAAAGAAGCUUAAGUGCCCGGAUGGCAAGACCAGCAACCUGCAUCGACACAUGGCAAAGAGACACCCAGAGGUGCACCGGUCAGGGGGCAAGGCACCCGAGCAAACAACACCUAAUUCAUCCUCGCACACUUCCAAUGUUGAUCUGGAGACCUGUCCGACAGAAGUAACGGACAAUGGAGCAAUUUCAGAUGUGCUCAAGGUUUCAAGGGUAACUGCAGCAGAGAGACGUAUUUACAGAAGGGAGCGGGAGUUGAUUGAAGCUUUGAGGAGGACGCAGAAGGAGGAGGCAAAGGCUCUGGAACAUCAGAAGGAGCUCAUCGAAAGUUUGCGGGCAGUCAACGCCAGAGAGGCCGCCGCGGAGAAAAAGGAAAUCGAGUCCCUCAGGAAAGCGCAGCAGGAGGAAGCCAAAGACUUAAUGAGACAGAGAGAAGAGUUAGAGACACAAAGGGCUGAGCAGCGGACGAAAUGGGAGGAGCUGGAGCAGGAACGAAAUCGGUUGCUCUUGCUUUCCAACGAACCUAAACAUUAAACCUUGGUUUCCCACCAAAAAUAAGCAGUUUUUUUUCCUUUAAACGUACCAUUGUGUACAACUGCAAGCCCUUGAUAAUGAUAACAUACUACUCACAAAAGGCUCUAUAUUCAGAUUUUGGGUACAGUGGUGGGUCGUGCCUCGUGCAUUUUACAUCUAGGCCUUCAGUGAUGUCCCACUUAGUCUGAUUUGAAUAAAUCACCCCCAUAAUACCAUCAUUUAUUACAGGACAAAUUAAGAAAUAAUAUUCAGGAACACACCUGUGCACUACUGGCAUCUCCUCAUUUGUAAAAAUCUUGCAUCAGCAACUUAAACGUAUCACUAUGCGUCGUAAAGCCAACCUGCAUCAAAUAACCCGAAAUCAUCAUCAUAUAUUUAUGUCAGGCCGUCAGAGCAGGCUUUGCUGGCCCUGACAGUACACCUAGGCUUGCCACCCGUCCCUUGAAAUACGGAAUUGUUCCGUAAUUGGGAAUUAAAAGUUGCGUUCCGUAUUGAACCAACACGGAACUCAGUUUAUUCCGUAUUUCACAAUUGUCCCAUGGGGCGACCCGCGGCUCCGGCGGCGCGCCCAGCCCAUGCAGGUCUGGCACAGACAAACACACACCUGCGCUCAUGAGUGAACACUGAGCCAACAAUAAUGAACGAAAACGGCAGGAGAUAUUAAAGACAGCAAGAUAGUUAUCUGCCUGCCCGCUGCUGUCUGCCCUGCACUGCACUCCACUUCCGGGUUCGUUGCCUAGUUACAUCGCUCGCUUUGCUCAGUGCACCGCCCCACGCAUUUUCAAAACAAAGAUGUCUUCAACACCAGACGCUAGGGACACCCCACCUCAUCCUCAAAAGAGGAAACGUCUACAAAAAAUAGACUGGAGUGGGAAGACUCGGGUAACCCGUGGCUCGAUAGAGUCACUGAUGAUGAUUAUAAAGCGAACUGCAAGGCAGGCAGGAAAGUUUUUGCACUGUCUCACGGAGGUGUAAAACAGCAUGCUGGAGGGGACCUCGACAAACGGAAUAUAAGAUCCCAGAAGAGCCUUCGUCACAAUUCUUUGUACCUGAAACAUCCCCUGAGCUUGAUUUGGUAUGUUAUUAUGCUCUUGUAUAUGGAUAACAUAUAGGCUAUAUUUAUAUUUACCCUCAUACAUCUUGCAUUGAUGGGAGCAUAGCUAGGCUAUUUCAGUUGCUACUAUGGUUAAUUAUUUUCAGGAAUGUUUUUUUUUU